AUUGACCCGAACCAGAAGACUCUGUUUUCGCGUGCUCAACUGCUGGCGAAACGCGCGAUCGGCAAAUCGACCUUCUCCAACUCACGUGAAGUUACCGCUAAUUUCCGUCUCAAACCUGGUUCCUAUGUGGUCAUACCAAGCACAUUCGAACCGAAUCAGGAGGCUAAAUUUAUAGUGCGUGUGAUCUGCCAAGUCGCUAUGACCGAUUGCGAACUGGAUGAAGACAACACCCACCAAAACAUUCCGACUGAUGUCAUUGAAGCCAUGAAGCUGGAAGAUAUGGUACUGAACGAGGACCAAAUGAUCGAGCAAAAAUUCAACGAGAUCUGCGAUCCGCAAUUCAAGGCGAUCAAUGCAGUUCAGUUGGGUAUCCUGUUGAACGGCAGCACGCUACAAGACAUGCCUGGCUUUACGGGAUUCACGAAAGAAAUGCUCCGCAGUAUGGUCGCUGCUGUGGAUAGUAAUUUGACAGGUAUGGUCGAGCUGCCUGAAUUCAUGGAUUUGUGGACGAAGGCUAAGGGCUGGAAGAUGAUCUUCCUGAAACACGACACAGACGGUAGUGGAUUCUUCCGUGCUCAUGAGUUCCGAGAGGCCCUCACGACAGCUGGUUACAAUGUGAGCAACAAAUUGUUCAAUGCUUUGGUCCAUCGUUAUCAGGAUCCUGACACAGAACGCAUGUGUUUCGAAGACUUCAUGCUCUGCUCUAUCCGACUGAAGAAUAUGUUUGACAAUGCGGCAGCGCAGCCCAAGAAUACCGAAGGCGAAGCAAUAUUCAGCAAGGAAGAUGUAAGUUAA
Molecule: messenger RNA, 795 nt
Organism: Echinostoma caproni
Lineage: Eukaryota; Metazoa; Platyhelminthes; Trematoda; Plagiorchiida; Echinostomatidae
Source: the annotation of a GenBank genome assembly